CCUGUGUCUCUCUGAACCUGCCUGUGUCUGGACAAACAAGCACUACCUCAGCACCUCAGCUUUUAUUUUUUUACACCUACCGACUACACAGAAUUGACCAAUGAAGUACAAUAACACCGGGGACAUCAUGAAGACCCUGGGAGAAGCCCCAGCGGCCAGGAAAGCUCUGCUGGACAACCACAGCAAUCUCAACAAGGUGGCCGACUACUGUGAAAACAAGUACUCAAACACUGAAGACCCAACAAAAGCAGUGGAGGAAUCCAAAGCUCUCACCACUCAGGCCCUGGCCAGCAUCGUUUACCAAAUCAACACACUGGCAGCGAGUGUACUGAGACUGCUGGACGCACAGACUGUUCAACUGAAGCAGAUGGAGUCAUCAGUCAAUAUUCUGAGUAUGACAGUGGAUAUGUACAAGGAGAAAGUAGCACGCCAGGAGAUUGGUGUCCUGACUGCUCCUUGCAAAAUCCCAUAUGUUCAGAAAAUGGUCCCUCCAGCAAGACCGGAAGAUCCCAAUGUUGAAUACGAGCGUGUCCCGAUAUCCUACACCAGUCUCGACUCAAUCGGACACGGAGUCUGGGACAGUACCAAAACGGUAUCUAAGAAACCUGAACCACAGACAACUAUCCAACAAUCAAGCUCACAAGAUGGAGGGCAACAUUUUGGCUCUGGCAUUGCCGUUCCUCCACCUUCAGUUCCCAACUGGUUUGGUUUGAAAACCACAGCUUCUUCAUCCACACCAGUCACACCAGUCUCCUCCAUGUCACAGCCUGAGAGUUUCUACGAAGACACUCCACCACCACCACCACCACCACCUCUUCAUUCUAGUGAUAGUGAUGGCCUUUCACGUCCACCACCAAUUUUUCCACGAGGUAGUCGAAUGUCUGUAUCUACACCAUCUCCUUCUCCAUUUAGUUCUGCUUUUAGAGACUCGUUCUUACCACCACCACCUCCCCAAACAGAGUUCAUGGCUCCUCCACCUCCACCUUCACCUCCUUUGUUUGGAAGUUCUUUCCCACCUCCACCACCCGUACCUCUAGAGUAUGUCUCUAUGGCUCCACCACCCUCUCCGUUUCCUCCUCAUAGUACCGGAAAGGGUCAUGUUGCACCACCUCCUCCACUUCGCUCUAUUCCUGGUGGAGGAAGUGCUCCUUUACCUCCUCUUCCUCCUCCUCCUCCUGGACAGAAUAUUGCUCCACCUCCACCACCUCCAAUGUCUCCUGGAAAAGCCUUCAUUCCUCCUCCUCCUCCUCCUCCUCCUCCUCCUGGACAGAGUAUUGCUCCACCUCCACCUCCACCACCGCCAAUGUCUCCUGGAAAAGCCUUCAUUCCUCCUCCUGCUCCUCCUCCUCCUCCUCCUGGACAGAGUAUUGCUCCACCUCCACCACCACCUCCAGCUUCUCCUGGAAAAGCCUUCAUUCCUCCUCCUCCACCUCCACCAGCAGAUCCUGGAAAAUCCUUCAUUCCUCCUCCUCCUCCACCUCCACCUCCAGAUGCUCCUGGAAAGGCCUUCAUUCCUCCUCCUCCUCCUCCUCCUCCUCCACCACCAUUCUGAACCCUGGAACUUAGCUUUUCUAAGAUGUUAAUGGUAUCUUUCCAUAGUUGCUGAACUAUCAAACUAUCUGCUAACUUAAUCUUAACUAUAGCUACAAAUUGAAUCCUAAGCUAAUUAAAGAAAUUAUACUUUAUAUUGCCAAAAGUAUGUGGACACAUCACACAUUCCAGAGUUUGUUUUCAUAAAUAGUAGUCAUACAGUUCUACCACUGGUCUGCAUUCUUAUGUACAUUUUUAUAUUUUCCCAUAUAUUUUCUUUUCCAACAAACAAAUGAACUAGCAUUAUACUAAACAAGCUAACAACUGAACUAGCAUUAUAGUAAACAGGAUAAACAAUUU
Molecule: messenger RNA, 1890 nt
Organism: Hemibagrus wyckioides
Lineage: Eukaryota; Metazoa; Chordata; Actinopteri; Siluriformes; Bagridae
Gene: abi3b
Product: ABI family, member 3b
Exons: 5
Coding region: 101-1552 (483 amino acids)
Cellular component (GO): lamellipodium
Molecular function (GO): SH3 domain binding
Source: RefSeq, a predicted model, not a curated record